Molecule: messenger RNA, 671 nt
Organism: Antechinus flavipes (yellow-footed antechinus)
Lineage: Eukaryota; Metazoa; Chordata; Mammalia; Dasyuromorphia; Dasyuridae
Gene: NDUFB9
Product: NADH:ubiquinone oxidoreductase subunit B9
Exons: 4
Coding region: 44-586 (180 amino acids)
Biological process (GO): mitochondrial electron transport, NADH to ubiquinone
Source: RefSeq, a predicted model, not a curated record
AACCCCGCGGCCAGUGACUGGGCUGAAGGUGAAGCCGGGCGAUAUGGCGUUAUGCGCUCCGGGCGCCUUUCUGACCCACCGUCAAAAGGUGCUGCGGCUCUACAAGCGGGCGCUUCGCCACCUCGAGUCCUGGGUAAUCCACAGGGAUGACUAUCGAUUCAAAGCUUGUUUACUCAGAGCUCGGUUUGAAAAUCAUAAAAAUGAAACCGAUAUGGUAAAGGCCACCAAACUGCUUAUGCAGGGUGAGGAAGAAUUUUGGGCUAAUCAGCAUCCUCAGCCAUAUAUUUUCCCUGAUUCUCCUGGUGGUACUUCCUUUGAAAGAUAUGAGUGUUACAAGGUUCCCGAGUGGUGCUUAGACUACUGGCACCCCUCUGAGAAGGCUAUGUACCCCGAUUACUUUGCCAAGAGGGAGAAAUGGAAGAAACUGCGCUUGGAGAGUUGGGAACGUGAGGUUCAGCAAUUGAAGGAGGAAACUCCCCCUGAUGGUCCUAAGACUGAAGCUCUGCCCCCAGCCCGAAAGGAAGGUCAUUUGCCUCCACUGUGGUGGCAUAUUGUCACUAGGCCCCGAGAGCGCCCCUCAGAGUAACACAAACACACAAAUUAAACUUUCAAGUGUGUAUUUUGAAUAUGUAGAUACACAUAUACUUGACAUAAUAAAGUUAUUAAACUAA